CAGUGUAAAUAGAUGGGUUUUUAGAUUAACAAUAGUGGUACUUUUGUGAGACGGUUGGCAGUACCAGUACCAGCUGUGAGGUUUUGCUGGGUGUUGUCGUGUUGAUGUUUAAUUGAAGUCCCUUAUCAAAUCUACAGGGACUUGAUAAUAAUUUUGUGAAAGGGACUCCAAGACGUUCAUGCCGUUGUGAUAUUGGGACGUAAGGAAAAAUGUUGGUGUUAGUCUUAGGCGAUUUACACAUUCCUCACCGCUGCAGCAGCCUCCCGGCCAAGUUCAAGAAGCUCCUCGUCCCCGGCCGGAUCCAACACAUACUCUGUACGGGCAACCUCUGCACCAAGGAGUCGUUCGACUAUCUCAAGACGCUCGCCAGCGACGUCCACGUGGUCCGAGGAGAUUUCGAAGAGAACGCCAACUACCCGGAGCAGAAGGUGGUGACCGUCGGCCAGUUCAGGAUCGGCCUGUGCCACGGUCACCAGGUGGUGCCCUGGGGUGACCCCGAAGCCCUGGCACUCCUACAACGCCAGCUCGACGUCGACAUACUCAUCUCGGGCCACACGCACAAAUUCGAGGCGUACGAACACGAGAACAAGUUCUACAUCAACCCGGGAUCGGCGACGGGGGCAUACAACCCGUUGGAAGCCAACAUCAUACCAUCAUUCGUCCUCAUGGACAUCCAGAGUACUACAGUCGUCACCUAUGUCUACCAACUCGUCUCGGACGACGUCAAAGUCGAGAGGAUAGAGUACAAAAAAAACUGACUCAACCCCACAGAGACACUUUGUGAUACUCAAAUAUAAUAAAAAUAUAUAUAAUUUUGUAUUGUCACCUUAUUGUUUAUACUAGUUUUGAAUUGUAUUUAAAAUCCUUGAAUGUAAUGGGCGCAUUUAUGUUCAACAAAAUGCCUCCAGCUCUCGUACAUCUUACAAAACAAGUAUAAACGCAUUUAUUAUUUAAUUUAUAUAUAUUAUAUGUAAUUGAAAAUUUAUUAUGUACCAUUAUGUUAAAAAAAUGGUAACCAAAUAAAAUAGUUUUUCCAUAUAUCUUA
Molecule: messenger RNA, 1045 nt
Organism: Cimex lectularius (bed bug)
Lineage: Eukaryota; Metazoa; Arthropoda; Insecta; Hemiptera; Cimicidae
Gene: Vps29
Product: vacuolar protein sorting-associated protein 29
Exons: 1
Coding region: 210-758 (182 amino acids)
Biological process (GO): retrograde transport, endosome to Golgi; intracellular protein transport
Cellular component (GO): endosome; retromer complex
Source: RefSeq, a predicted model, not a curated record